Rhododendron vialii is the source of this 924-nucleotide messenger RNA. Its product is annotated as xylan glycosyltransferase MUCI21-like. Gene Ontology annotation, molecular function: glycosyltransferase activity. The record is from RefSeq and is a predicted model, not a curated record. The transcript is spliced from 2 exons. Lineage: Eukaryota; Viridiplantae; Streptophyta; Magnoliopsida; Ericales; Ericaceae. The coding region runs from base 1 to 924 and encodes 307 amino acids.
AUGACUUCAAUGAAAACUUCAUCCCUCUCUUUAUCACCCGGCUGGUGGCUCCGCCACUACAUCGACUUAUUAUCAAGCUACACGCGCCACCAGAUCAUCAACCUCGAUGAAGAAAAGGCCGUCCAUUGCUUCCCAUCGGCGAUCAUAGGGCUCAUAUCACACGGUGCCUCGAUCGUGGACCCGACAUUGCAACGCGGGCACCAUCCCAAGACACUACACGAUUUUCACUCGUUCAUUGCGGCUACAUACUCCAAAAGCCAUGCACCAUUACGAAAUGAAACUAACGUGGACUACUCACCACCACUACUGCCACCAUCGCUACCCUGGAGGUUGGAAGGCCGACCAAGGCUUGUGUUACUGAAUCGAAAAGGCGCUCGGACGAUCUUGAACAUCGACAAGGUUUAUCAAGCCGCGCUGGAGGUGGGGUUUGACACAGUUGUUUACGAGCCAAGCAGGGAGACCUCACUGCAUCAAGAUUUUAGGCUCAUUGAUAGUAGCCAUGCACUAAUAGCCGUGCAUGGCGCGGGAUUAACAAACAUGUUGUUCCUUCGAAAGGGAUCGGUGUUAAUGCAGCUAGCACCAAAAGAAUCCGACUGGCUCGGCAGCCUGUUUUACGGGAAAAUGGCGGUUCGGUUGGGCCUAGAGUACAUGGUUUAUGACCUUGGAGAGGAUGAGAGCUUAUUAGGAAUGGACAAAGCUACAAAGGAAAGGUUGGCAAGAGAAGGUGGAACCCUAGAGAAUUGGGUAUGGUACAAGGACCAAAAAAUCAAGUUAGACGAACUUAGGUUCAAGAAAUAUUUAAAGAGAGCUUAUAAGAAAGCCAAGAUAUUCAUGCAGAAAGAAAGCUUGAAAGUGAAUUAUUACUCCAAAAUGAGACAACAGUUGAAAAUAAUCGGGAGAAAACUCAAAAUUGGUUAUAUGUAG